UACCUCCGUCUAUCCCCUUCCCCCGCCCGCAUCGCUCUCCUCCGCACGGCUGCCGCCCUCGCGUCCCCGCCUUCGCCCGCCCGUGACUCCCCACGAUGGCCAUGCGCCGCGUCUCUCGCCUGCUCCCGCGGGCACCGACGCGACCGCUCCACGCGCCGCUGCUUAAUUACGGCCAGAUGUGCUCCCGACUGCGGAGAUUGGGGGCCACCAACGCCGAUGAGGCCGCGCAGGCGGCGACGCAGGUGAGGUUUCGCGCAAAUGGUCGGCCACAUCGGCCGCCCCGCCACCGCUGGCGCCGACCUCGACACCGUCACCACCAUGGAGGUAACCCCGCCCGCCCUCCUCCCACUCCCCUCGGCCCAGAUCUGGCCCUCCGCGUCCGAUAUUUCCCAAAGAACCAUGGCGAAAUCUAGUGCUCGCAAGGAGACGGCCCCAGCCCGGCCGCCGGCGACCUUGCCACAGCAGCACAUGUUCCCCGGCGCCCCAUCGAGCUCCUCCGCCAAUCCCUCCACACCACAGCACCUGUACCCUCACGGCAGCUCCUACACAAACCCCUUGAAUCAAUGGAGGCCAAUGUAUACCCCUGCAACCGAUGGCUUGCUAAGUUUUGGGCAGUUGCCGCCAAUGCAUCCUUAUAAUUUCCGAUCUCUGCCUAUCCACCAUCUUGAAGGACACCCAAAUAUGAAGAAUUUGCACUUUGGCUAGAGGAGAAGAGCAGAAGCAGUGAUCUAGGCCGUGCCAUACGGGAGAAGAGGAGAAUCACGGCGAGAUGCAGGACCUGCCGGCUAGGUGCCGUGCCGGAGGUGUUGGCUAGGUGCUGGGCCGGAGGUGCCAUGCUGGAGGUGCCCACUAGUAGGCGAUGUCGUUGGCGAGCUGAGACGGGCAACGUCUUCGGCCCGCUGAGACGGAGCUGGCGAAGAGAAGGCGACGUCGCUGGCGAGCUGAGAAGGACGACGUAAAAGUCUUUGUGUUUUCUAAACAUACUGUUGGUCUAUGCGUUGUAAUGCGUUUUAGACUUGUAGUAUAGUACCUGUUCUGUUUAAAUAAAAUAAAAAAGACAACUUGGCCUUUC
This is a messenger RNA of Lolium perenne, 1072 nucleotides long. RefSeq lists its product as uncharacterized. Lineage: Eukaryota; Viridiplantae; Streptophyta; Magnoliopsida; Poales; Poaceae. The record is from RefSeq and is a predicted model, not a curated record.